This is a messenger RNA of Naegleria gruberi, 2215 nucleotides long. RefSeq lists its product as uncharacterized. Bases 1 to 2199 code for a protein of 732 amino acids. The transcript is spliced from 2 exons. The record is from RefSeq and is a predicted model, not a curated record. Lineage: Eukaryota; Heterolobosea; Eutetramitea; Acrasida; Naegleriidae.
AUGGCUGAGGAUUACAAUUUAGGACUUGUUCCUCGUCAACCAUCGCUUGCCUAUCUUUACAAAUAUUACAACACUUUCAAGCCAUACGGAAUUGGUUUAUUUUUUAAUGACAGUCUUGACAGUGUCAAUGUUUACGGAGCUCCACCCAAUGAAAUUGUUGUUUGGUAUCAUACACCAACGACUGAAUUUAUGUUAUAUGCAAUUUCAUUGGAUACUUCAACUCCUAACACAACUGCCAAGUCACUGGUCAAGGCAUCUCCUAAUUAUGAAGUGAAUGCUCAAAGUUAUUGGAAAACUACUUUUGGUUUUUAUUCCUCUUUGGGAUUAGAUGGUGUAUUCGGCAUUCCUUAUGCAAUUCCUGGCAAUCCAAGUUAUACAACUUACUAUUGUGCCAAAUUAUAUGAUCCUACCUAUUAUAGCAAUGGAAUUAAAAAGGUAGUUGGCAUUACAAAAACGAAUAUUUCAUUGAGAAUUAUUGAAAGCUUUUUGAAAACAGUACAAGUACUCACUAGUGGUUAUGUGAUUGUGGCAGAAACCAAUAAUCUUGUCAUUGGUGGAAAUAUCAAUACUACUGCUUUGGAUGGAAGUUCUAGAGUUUCGUUAUUUGACUUGAUUGAUAAGGGUUCUGGAAGUUUAUUGAACAGGGUUUAUCAGAAUUAUAAGGGGUGGACUAACACACCAAUUUUUAUUGACUUUGAUGGUUUUUUCAUUGUAAAGUCAAAUUUCACAUUGGUCAACUUGGAAUGGAAUGUUUUCAUUGUGGUUGAUAAGCAAGAAGUUGAAAUGGUAACAAAUAUUACAACUGGAGUAUCUGUUGGUAUUACCAUUUUGAUUAUCAUUGUUGGUGUAAUCAUGUCUAUCACUAUUGGACACAUUGUCACAAAUCCAUUUACAAUUUUAGAAAGAGAAUUUAUGAAAAUCAAAACUAUGGAACUAGAUCAGGUGAAUAUUACUGCAAGCAAGUUUAAAGAAGUCGAUUUGAUUUACCUUUAUUUAUAUGAAAUGACAGUAUGGUUAAACGAAAUUAAGACAUUUAUUCCAGAAAGUGUAUUUUUACAAUUGAGAAAUAUGAAAGAAGAAAAUACCAAAAAAACAGAUGAAUCCCAAGCCAACACCAAAUCAAAGAAACAUAAGAAUCACCCAGUUUCGAAUAGUGAUGCUGCCUCAAUAGAUUUGGAAUCUCAUGGAAGUCGUCAUUUUAGUAACAAUAGUUCAAGAACUUCCUCAAUGGCAUCCAAAGUUCAAGAAGUGGGAAAUUCUCUUUUCAAAAUUGGUCUGAAUUGUAAACAAGGAGCAGUUGUAAGAAUCAAAUUAAUUGAUUUUUCAACAGAUUUGAAUGUUGCUGAUAUUGGACACAUAUUUUCAAAGAUUGUUUCUGGGUUGAGUGCUGUUUCUAAAUCUAUACAAGGUGAUUUUCAAGUUAUUACUGUGGAUGAUUAUCAGAUUUAUGUUUCGUCUGUGGAAGGAAAUGGUCGAAAAUCGUCAAAUGUUUUGGCUUUGGAAGCUGCUUUGAAAUUGAGAAAAUUAUUAGUAACAAUCAAUGAAACAUCGAAAACCCAUAUCAGAUGUGCCAUUGGAGUCAGUAGUGGAAAGUGCUAUGCAGGAAAUUUGGGAACUAGUUCAUUUAGAACAUUUUCUGUUGUUGGUUCAGUUCCUAUCAAUGCUGAAAAACUUGCUUUUUUGGCAGACGACUUGAGAUGUGAUGUGUUGGCUGAUGAGGGAACAAUGGAUGAGUCAACUCUGAAAAAGUUUGUAUCCAGACCAGUUGACAAGUUGAUGGAAGUUGUUGAAAAUUCACAAGAAGGAAAAGUUUCGGUUGUUUAUGAAGUUGAAAAGGAAAAUACUAUUGAAGGUGAUGAAUGGAUGUACGAGUUGGAACAGCAAAAGGCAAAUCAGAAAUUCUCAGAGUUUGGAAAAUAUUUCUUCUAUGACAAGAACUUUGAAGGGUUGAAUAAUGAUGAAAUUAUUAACAUGCUCAGAGAUUAUGAAGCUAAUUUGACAGCUGUUGUUCAAAAUGAUGAAUACAUCAAAUCGUAUCCUGCCAGAAAAUUGAUUAAGAGCAUUGGGUAUUUUGCUCACAUAUUGGAAUCUUCUGGAAAGAACACCAGAUUUGAAUUGUUCAAGCAAUAUUAUUCAACUGUCAACAAUCAAGUUCAGGAAGUUUAUCCACCUCAUACAACUGUUGUAGAUUACAUGUAAAUUAUUUGAAUAUUUU